Podarcis muralis (Common wall lizard) is the source of this 2891-nucleotide messenger RNA. RefSeq names its product aspartate beta-hydroxylase domain containing 1 (gene ASPHD1). Gene Ontology annotation, cellular component: membrane. Lineage: Eukaryota; Metazoa; Chordata; Lepidosauria; Squamata; Lacertidae. The record is from RefSeq and is a predicted model, not a curated record.
GGAGGAGCAGUUGCUAGGCGCGGGGUUGCUAGGCCCGUUGCUAGGGAAGGAGGUUGCUACGGGCACCGGGGCAGGAGUGAUCUCGAUGGGGUGGCCCCGAUGGGCGAGCCCAUGCUGCAGCGAGGUUGGGGGAGGGAGAGGUGUUGAUGAGCUCGGCCCCAGUGACGCUGCCCCCCUCCUUUUACUGCAAACCUGCGCCUGGCUGGGGCGCCUUCUGCAGUGCACGUGUGGCCCCGGGGGGACUCAGGGAGGGACCCUGGCUCCCUCCCCCUUGUGCUGUAAUGCACUCGCUCCUAGGAGUGGGGCGGGCGGUGGGGGGCGGCUGUUUAUACAGGGCCCCGUUGCCCAUUGCCGAGAUAGAUGCAUCAGCCGGGGGUGGAGUGGGGGGGGGCGCGUCUCUUUACGCAGCGAUGCCUGGCCUGGUGCUGAUACGAGGAAGGAGACAGACGUCAAAGGGAGGGAGGCAUCCCGGGCCGGGUGGAAGGGUGUGCUCGGCGGGUGCGCGGGGAAAGGGAAGGGGGGGGCACCCUAAUAUUUUCCCGGAUGUCUCCGGCAGCCUACGUGCACGGGGAGGAAUUAGGAAAACAGCAAUAGAGGAGGCUGCACAGGGAACCGGGCUGAGGCAGAGGAGGGACCACUAGUGACUGGGGAAGCUGGAAGAGCAGGCAGCAAUCUCAGAGGACUGGAGGGACUGCAAGCCGUCAGGUAGAGAUGAGGAGGGGGUGAGAGAGGGAUGGAGGGGAUGAAAGGCGGGGAGGGCGGGAGAAGAAUAUGGGGGGAAUAGGUUUAAUCAAGUAGGGAGGAGCAGUUAAGGGGGGCGUUGAGGAUGAGGAGGGGGUAAAUACAUGGGUGGAGACAGAUGCCCAGAAAUAUUGUGGGUGGGCUGCAAAUGUGGAGAGAUUUACUGGCCCAGAAUACAGCAAAACAGAGCUAAGACCUUAAUUUCUGGGGUGGCGGGAGGAGGAAAUGAGAAAUGUAGCAGUGGAAAUGACUGAGUCAAUGGGGCUUGAAGCCAGCCGCCCUCAGAAAACAAAGCGAAGCGGCAGAGGAAUGGCUAGGUCUGUGUAGCGGAGGCCAAGCAAAAUACUGAAUGAAGUGCACCUGGUUAAGAGCAAGGGGUUAAAAGGGCACCCGACCAAUAGGGCAGGGGUCAGACGUUGAAGAAUGGGAAGGCUGCAAGGAGCUGCCUGCGCUCAUAGGGUGCUCUAAGCCCACCUGAAGAUGCCCUCUAUCAUGGCCGACUGGGGUCUGCACGGCCUUCUCUCGCCACUCCUCCCUGACACUUCGUCUUGGCGCCCUCGGCCAGAGCCCACCAUAGCCGUGCUGGGCUCUCUGGCCUUGCUGUUUGUCUGGUACUGCUACCGCGUGGGGAGCGGGCAAGCGGCCCCCGCCUCUCACCAGCAGGGCAUGCCCACGGAGGAGCGAUGCCCUCGCCGUGCCCUCGGGAGCGACGCUGCCAACCAGCGCCUGUACCGCAGCCUGCGAGACUACGCCAAGCGCUACUCUUGGUCGGGCAUGAACCGGCUGCACAAAGGCAUCCGAGACCAGGCCCAUUACCAGCUGGGCGAGCGCCUGGCGAUCCAGAAGCCCAGCGCCUUCUACCUCCCGGACUUGCCUUCUGCCCCCUACUUCCCCCGCGAGUCCCAGCGCCACGACGUGGAGAUCCUCGAACUCAGCUUCCCGGCCAUCUUGCGAGAGUUCGAGGGCAUCGCGUGGGACUUUGCGCCUGGAGCGCCAACCCCGCGGGGGUGGACGGCCAAUGCCAACCCUGGCUGCCAUAGCUAUUACCUCUACCGGCAAGGGGAGUGCGUGGCGCAGAACUGUCGCAGCUGCCCGUGGACGUACCGGGCACUAAGUGCGCUGCGCACCUUCGUCAAUGCCAACCGCUUUGGAAACGCUUGCUUCAGCGUCUUGCAGCCUGGAACUGUGCUGCCCGGGACCUAUGGGCCAACCAACACCCGGGUGCGAUGCCAUUUAGGGCUGAAGGUUCCUCCUGGUUGUGAGCUGGUCGUGGGGGGUGAGCCUCAGUGCUGGUCCGAAGGAUACUGCCUCCUAGUAGAUGACUCCUUCCUGCAUACCACGGCUCACAACGGUUCUCCCACUGAUGGCCCACGGGUGAUAUUUAUUGUUGAUCUCUGGCAUCCCAAUGUGGCAGGACCUGAGCGACAGGCGCUAGACUAUAUCUUUGCCCCUGGUCGGUAGGUGCCUGCUCAGGAUCAGGUAUUGUAGCCAAGGGGGGGGGGACCCCAUAAUGCCACCAAUAGUGUUUGCUGCUCUUCACAAUCAUCAAAGCCUCCCACAAUAUUGCCUUGGAAUGGAAACUCUUAUUUUACCGUUGUGCAGACUGAACUGGGGGGGGGUGCCCCCCCCACUUCCAACUUUGGACUUCUGCAUCUGAACUAAAAUCUACGCAGGGAUGUAUCACAGAUGGGGCAGCGGAGCUCCUUUUCUCUCUCUCAGUGUGAUGCUGUGACCUAAAAUACUUGUUCUAUAGACCUUUGUGACAUGGUAUACAUUGGUUCCUCUUCUUGCCAUUCUGUUGGUGGUAGACGCUGAUCUGGACGGGUCCUUGUGGCCUGUUCUCAUCUCCUGUGAGUCUGGGGUUAUUCAAGUGCAAGUGCUGCUGUCUACAGUCCAGGACCAGAAGGCCUCUGAGUUCUACUGAAGUUCAACAAUCCUGAUUUUAGUAGCAUGGACUUCUCCAGGUUUUUUUUGGAAAUGGGUGGGUUGGGGAAGAGAAGCAAGCCAAGGCGAGCACUAUUUCCACCUGUCUGUGAUCAUUUGUUAAUUCCCACCCCGCAUCUGUUACCGCGACGUUUGUGUGGCAGGAUUUAAUCCAAAAAAGCCUUGCUAAUUAACCUGCACCCCAAUAAAAUAAUUAGAACCCUCUG